Messenger RNA from Nicotiana tabacum (common tobacco), 986 nucleotides. Its product is annotated as ethylene-responsive transcription factor ERF106-like. The record is from RefSeq and is a predicted model, not a curated record. Gene Ontology annotation, molecular function: DNA binding; DNA-binding transcription factor activity. Gene Ontology annotation, biological process: ethylene-activated signaling pathway; regulation of DNA-templated transcription. Lineage: Eukaryota; Viridiplantae; Streptophyta; Magnoliopsida; Solanales; Solanaceae.
UCUGUUCUCUUACUUUCUCUUUAACUACACUCACCAAAUUGUAAGACAUUAUAUAAUGACAAGGACAGAAGACGAGGAAUUAACGUUGGAACUGAUAAGCCAACACCUCCUCGGAGACUUCACUUCUACUGAGUCCUUCGUCAACAGCCUUAGCCUUCAUCAUGACUUCUCUUUCUCCACUCUUCCCGACGAUUCCCAGCCCGUAAUUUUAACCUCUGAUCAGAAACCCAACCAUUUUAAUCUUGACAAUAAUUUUUCCGAGUUUGAGACUAAGCCCAAUAUCAUUCGAUGCCCAACAUCGGUUACCACUUCUGUUGUUUCCAACACAAGAAUAUUUGAUGAUUCAAGUUUGAACAGAACGGAUAAAAAAGUGGACGGGUCGGAUUACGGGUCUUCAGUGGUGGAGAAUGGAAAGAAGAAGCACUACAGAGGGGUUAGGAGGCGACCGUGGGGAAAAUAUGCGGCGGAGAUAAGAGACCCGACCCGAAAAGGUUCGCGGGUCUGGCUUGGAACUUACGAGACCGACGUGGACGCUGCGAGAGCUUAUGAUUGUGCAGCUUUUAAGAUGAGGGGAAGAAAAGCCAUUUUGAAUUUUCCAUUCGAUGCCGGAAAUUUAAGUCCGCCGGCGAACAUUGGCCGGAAGAGGACAAAAAGGAUAGGCCAUAAGUAAGGGUGUAUAUAAUUCAGCUUAAAGGAAUUUUUUAUUAAAUAAAACUAAAUCAAUUAUGGUUAUUAAAUUAAUAAAAUUUAACCAAACCGAAUAUAGUUGGUUUUUCUGUUCAUAUUUUGUCGGUUUUUUCCUUUUCCAUUUUUUUUUUCCUUCACUUUGUUUCUUUUUUUCCUUGUACAAGUGUAUAUUAUAAUUAGGAGUAUUCAAAUCGAACCAAUAAAUGACAUCAAACCAAAUCGAUUAGGUUUGGUUUGUUAUUGAGUUAAGAGAAUCCGAACCAAUCCUAUAUAUUCAUAUAGAAUUUUCUUUAAAAAUA